This is a messenger RNA of Hevea brasiliensis (rubber tree), 3506 nucleotides long. RefSeq lists its product as uncharacterized. Gene Ontology annotation, biological process: mitotic chromosome condensation. Gene Ontology annotation, cellular component: condensin complex; condensed chromosome. The coding region runs from base 45 to 3164 and encodes 1039 amino acids. The transcript is spliced from 12 exons. The record is from RefSeq and is a predicted model, not a curated record. NCBI's taxonomy places the organism in Eukaryota, Viridiplantae, Streptophyta, Magnoliopsida, Malpighiales, Euphorbiaceae.
CAGGCAGAUCUACAGCUGAAGAUACAGAAAGUGCAGAGAAAGAGAUGAGAGAAAUGGAGUCUACGGAGGAAGACAAGCAACUAUUGCGAAAAAUCGCCAAAAUCCUCGACGAAGUCAAGGCCUCAAACGCCACACACAUCCGAAAGCUUAAAGAGAUCUCCACUCUCCGUUCAAAAUCUCCGUCUUCUCUCCAAUUUGCUGCUCUCUUCUUCAAAACCCUGAUCCCUCUUUUCCAAAUCCAGCGCCGCACCACCUCUACAGAACGCGUCGUGCGCUUCGUCUCAGUCUUCACCAGCGCUCGUGACUCCAACAACUCCUCCGCUCGCGAUGAGUUUCUUGGGGAGUUUUUGAAGUUUCUACUAGUUGCUGCCAUGUCUGCCAACAAGACCGCUAGAUUUAGAGCUUGUCAGAUUAUCUCUGACAUCAUAAUGCGUUUGCCGGAUGACGCAGAAGUAAGCGAUGAUCUAUGGGAUGAGAUAAUAGAGAGCAUGAAAGUACGGAUGGGGGACAAGGUUCCUGUUAUUCGUACUUUUGCAGUUAGAGCACUGUCCCGAUUUGCAAACGAUACAGAGAACAGUGACAUCCUUGAUUUAUUUCUCAGUGCUCUUCCGUUAGAGCAGAAUGCCGAGGUUCGUAAAACAAUUGUAUUAGCUUUGCCACCUUCAAAUGCAACCUCACUAGCUAUUGUCAAUUGCACUCUGGAUGUGAGUGAGUCAGUUCGCAAAGCUGCAUACUGCAUUCUAGCUGAUAAAUUUCCCCUUCAAAGUCUCAGCAUAAAACUCAGGACAGUAAUUCUUCAGAGAGGCCUGGCAGAUCGUUCUGUAGCUGUUUCAAAAGAAUGUUUAAAGUUAAUGAGAGAUGAGUGGCUUUCCAAGUGCUGCAACGAUGACCCUGUAGGACUUCUCAAGUACCUUGAUGUUGAAACCUAUGAAUCUGUUGGGGAAUCUGUUAUGGUUGCCUUGUUACAAGAUGGAUUAGUGAAGUUACAUGACGGUCAAAGUAUUCGUCAGUGUAUAUCAUCCACAAUUAGUGAAAUUGAAGCAGACUACAAUGGAAGCAUCCAUCUAAUGGAGCCGGAAUUUGCACUUUAUUGGAAGACUUUGUGCAAGCACUUGCAGAAAGAAGCACAAGAAAAAGGCUCUGACGCUGCCACUACAAUGGGCACCGAGGCUGCAUUAUAUGCAGCCGAGGCUUCAGAUAAAAAUGACCUUCUAGAAAGGAUACUUCCUGCAACAGUUUCUGAUUACAUAGUUUUGGUCAAAGCUCAUAUAGAUGCUGGAGCAAAUUAUCAUUUUGCAUCUCGGCAGUUAUUAUUGCUUGGUGCAAUGCUUGAUUAUUCUGAUUCUACAAGCAGGAAAGUUGCUAGUUCAUUUGUGCAGGAAUUAUUGCACAAGCCACUUGAUCAUGAGGUGGAUGAUGAAGGAAACCAGGUUGUCAUAGGUGAUGGCAUAAACCUUGGUGGUGACAAAGAGUGGGCUAAUGCAGUAUCUAGUUUAGCUAGGAAAGUGCACGCUGCUACUGGUGAAUUUGAAGAAGUAGUUGUUGGGGUGAUUGAAGAGCUGGCUCGUCCUUGCAGGGAGAGAACAGCAGAUUUCAUGCAAUGGAUGCACUGCCUGGCUGUUACUGGUCUUCUCUUGGAAAACUCAAAAUCAUUGCACCGGCUUCAAGGGAAAGCUAUUGAACCUUCUGAACUGCUGCAAUCUUUAUUGCUUCCUGGGGCAAAACAUGUUCACUUGGAUGUGCAGAGGGUUGCCAUCAGGUGUCUUGGCCUGUUUGGCUUGUUAGAGAAGAAGCCAAGUGGAGAAUUAGUGAAGCAGCUGAAGAUUUCUUUUGCUAGGGGUCUUGCUCCAAUUAGUACAAUGGCAUGUAAGGCAUUAAUUGAUCUUGCCAUGUGGCAUGGCCCCCAAGAAAUUGACCAGGCACUGGGGCAGGAGAAUGUAUCUGGAUUUCAGGAUAGCAAGAAGGCAUUUAAUGCUGUAAACAUUUCUGAUGCCGAUGAGAAUUUAAAUAUUGAAUUGCUUGAUCUGUUAUAUGCUGGUCUUGGCAGAAAUGAUUGGGUAAAAUCUGUAGAAUUUGAUGAAACUGAGACAGUGCAAGCCAUUCUUGGUGAGGGUUUUGCUAAAAUUCUUCUUCUUAGUGAGAAGUAUCCAAGCAUACCAACCUCUUUACAUCCUCAAAUCUUAGCCAAGCUCAUUAUUUUGUAUUUCAGCAAUGAAACAAAAGACCUGCAGAGGUUAAAGCAGUGUUUGUCUGUGUUCUUUGAGCAUUAUCCUUCCCUCUCAGUUAAUCAUAAGAAAUGUUUGUCCAAGGCUUUUGUUCCAGUCAUGCGUUCAAUGUGGCCAGGCAUCUAUGGAAAUGCUGGAGGUGCUGCCUCUUUGGUCUCAAAUAUGCGUAAGCGGGCAGUCCAAGCAUCACGAUUUAUGCUGCAAAUGAUGCAGGCCCCCUUGUUUGCUAAACAAACUAAAAUUGAGGAUGAAAAUGGCAGUACAGAAUUACCAGAAACUAUAGACAGCACUUUGCAACCUUCAUUUGAUUGUGGAGAGGAGGGACUUGCAAUAUGCAUAGCUGCUGAGGUGGCAAGCUUUGCUAUUAAGAAGACACCUGCUGAGAAGUCAUACAUCUCAGCAUUAAGCAGGAUACUCGUCUUGCUUCGUUUUCGUUUAUCAGAACAAGAAGCAAUAAAAUUAAUGAGAAGGCUUUUGAAUCGUGUGGCUGAAUCCAUAUCAGCAGAGAAAGAUCUUGUAAAGGAAUUGAAGCAGAUGGUUGAACGCCUCAAGUCAUUAGAUAAACAACCAGAUGAGGAAUUGUCGCAAGAUCAAGCUAAUCAGAUUUUGGGGAAGUUGGAAUUGGACUUUAACUUGGAUGUUGAUAGCUGUGAUGCUGUGCCACAAACACCAGCCCCACUACAAUCAUCUAAACGAACCCGCACCAGAAGACGAGCAAUGUGUGACGAACAGACUUCUUCUGAUGAAGAAACUUCAUCGACCACUGUUGUUCAAACCUUUAAUGGCACUUCAGUUCGGUCACAGAGGGCAAGCAAGACUGCAGCCCUAAGCAAGAUGACUGGUGGCAGAGUUAGGAUAGAUGAAAAUGAUGAUGAAGAAGAAGGUUCAGAGGUAAUAUCAGAGGAGGAUUCUGAUGACUCUGACCAAUAUACUGAAUGACCGAAAUUUACAGAUUCCUCUGCAGAUGCUGUGCUUUCUCAGUCACCAUAAUGUAUUGUUGUAAGCCUGUCCGUCUCCUCGUUAACCUUGAUGUUUUGUAUAUAAUAGUGAAUGUUUUUUGGGGUGGAGUUGGGUAUACUACUUGUAUAAUAAGCCCAAAAAAUGAUAUUGUACUUGCGUUAAACUUCACCCAAAUGUCUUCAAGAAUUCCACAAUUCUGUACCACACAUUAUGCCAAGUUAAAGAGUAUUACUCCGGUCCAAAUGGCAAAGCGGUUACCGUUCUUGCUAGUGAUGUAAAGUUUGAUCACCAUUUACAUCUAUGGAUGGGGGUUUAGGGUCA